Molecule: messenger RNA, 3482 nt
Organism: Cicer arietinum (chickpea)
Lineage: Eukaryota; Viridiplantae; Streptophyta; Magnoliopsida; Fabales; Fabaceae
Product: pentatricopeptide repeat-containing protein At4g32430, mitochondrial-like
Biological process (GO): RNA modification
Molecular function (GO): protein binding; RNA binding
Source: RefSeq, a predicted model, not a curated record
AUUUCAAUAUUUUCACGGUAAAAAAGUUUGGGACGUAAGAAUGCAUCUUAAGAAAAGUAUUUUUUAGCUUGUGAGGGAUAUUUGGUUACUGAAUAAUAUCAAGCUCAUAUGAUGUUAGUACAAAAAGCACUUAGUACAAAUAUAAAAUAAUUAAUAAAUGAUGUUAGCACAAAAAACUUCUUCUCUUUCGCAUGUUAUGCUAUACUCACUACGGGUACCUUCCAAAAUCUUCAAUGUCCACGAAACAUCGUUACAAACAUCAUUCAAAACUUGUUCCAAGCUACUCCACUCACUCAAACACGAACAUGAACACCACCUGUUCGACAAUAUGCCCCACCUAAAUGUUUCCUCAAUUAACCGUUCCAUGCUUAACUUCUUACACCAAAACCUUCCCUUUCAAGCUCUUUCAUUACUCAAGAAACACUUUCACUUUCAUUUGCUUCAAAAUGUUGAUGAGGUGACACUUGCAUUGUCCUUCAAGGCUUGUAAUGGAGAGUUCAAUUUGGGUUCCCAAAUCCACGGAUUCGCGGUGUCUACUGGGUUUGUUUCCCGUAUCGCCGUGUCGAACUCGCUUAUGAAAAUGUACUGUAAAGCUGAUAAAUUCAAAUGCGCUUUGCGUGUUUUCGAGAGUUUGAGUCAUCCUGAUAUUGUUUCUUGGAAUACUAUUCUUUCUGGGUUUGACAAGAGUGUAGAUGCGUUGAAUUUUGCGUGUUUUAUGCGUUUAAAUGGGAUAGUUUUUGAUCCUGUGACAUACACUACUGCUCUUUCCUUUUGUUGGGAUGAUGAUCUUGGGUUUUUAUUUGGGUUGCAAUUGCAUUCUCUUAUAGUUAAAUGUGGAUUUGGCUGUGAAGUUUUUAUAGGGAAUGCACUUGUGACAAUGUAUUCUAGGUUGGAGGAAUUAGAUGAUGCUAGGAGAGUGUUUGAUGAAAUGCCUAUAAGAGAUUUGGUUUCUUGGAAUGCGAUGCUUUCGGGGUAUGCUCAAGAAGGGGAGUGUUAUGGGUUGGAAGCUGUUUUGUUGUUUGUUAACAUGGUGAGACAAGGUAUGUUGCUUGACCAUGUUUCCUUUACGGGUGCGGUUUCUGCUUGUGGUUAUAUGAGAAACUUAGAGCUAGGGAAGCAAAUUCAUGGUUUGGCUCAAAAAGUUGGUUAUGGAACACAUGUUGCAGUUUGCAAUGUUUUGAUUUCGACUUAUUCAAAAUGUGACGUUGUUAGAGAUGCAAAGGAAGUUUUUUGGGUCAUGAGUAAUCGAAAUGUGGUGUCUUGGACGACAAUGAUUUCUAUUGAUGAAGAUGAUGCGGUGUCUCUCUUUAAUGCUAUGAGAAUUGAUGGUGUGUAUCCAAAUGAUGUUACAUUUAUAGGAUUAUUGCACGCUAUAACAAUCAGGAAUAUGGUGACAGAAGGUCUUAUGAUUCAUGGGUUAUGCAUAAAAAGUUGCUUUUCAUCAGAAAAAAAUGUCUCCAAUAGCCUUAUUACCAUGUAUGCUAAGUUUGAGUCCAUUCAAGAAUCAAAGAAGGUUUUUGAGGAGCUUAACUAUCAAGGAACAAUAUCAUGGAAUUCAUUAAUUUCAGGGUAUGCUCAAAAUGGCUUGUAUAAAGAAGCUUUCCUUACAUUUUUGUCUGCAAUAAAGGAAAUAAAGCCCAACCAAUACACAUUCGGUAGUGUGUUAAACACCAUUGCUGCAGCCGAGGAUAUAUCUUUGAAACACGGACAACGUUGCCAUUCUCACUUGAUCAAACUUGGUUUAAGCACCGACCCAUUUGUCGCUGGGGCUCUGCUUGACAUGUACGGCAAGCGUGGAAAUAUUAACGAGUCUCAAAGAGUAUUCAACGAGACGCCUGAAAAAACACAGUUUUCUUGGACAGGAAUGAUAUCUGCCUAUGCUCGACAUGGAGACUAUGAGUCGGUGAUGGGUUUAUAUAAGGAAAUGGAGAGGGAAAGUUGCAGUCCUGACUCCAUCACUUUCCUUUCUGUUUUGGCUGCAUGUUGUAGAAAAGGAAUGGUUGAUGUAGGCCAUAGAAUAUUUGACACGAUGGUGAAAAAACAUUCAAUUGAACCAACCCCCGAACAUUAUUCAAUUAUGGUGGACAUGCUGGGUCGUGUGGGACGACUAAAUGAGGCUGAAGAGUUGAUGCAUCGUAUUCCAGGCGGACCUGGACUAUCGGUGUUGCAAAGCUUGCUCGGGUCUUGUAGAUUACAUGGAAAUGUGGAGAUGGCAGAGAGGGUUGUUGAUAGUUUGAUUCAAAUGGACCCUGCAAGUUCAGGUCCAUAUGUGUUGAUGGCAAACUUGUAUGCUGCGAAAGGGAAUUGGGAGAAAGUUGCUCAAGUGAGAAAAGGGAUGAGAGGGAGGGGAGUGAAGAAGGAAGUUGGAUUUAGUUGGGUGGAUGUUGCAAAUGUUGAUUCCUUGCAUUUGCAUGGUUUCUCCUCAGGGGAUAAGUCACACCCUGAGUCUGAGACUAUUUGUAGAAUGGCAGAUUUUCUAGGAUUGCAAAUGAUGUUUUCAAAAGAUAGUGGAGUGAAGGAAGGUGAUAGUCGGUUACUCUGUACACAAACCUAGGUGACAUCAAUUGCGAAAUCUUCUGUGACGAGUUUCCUAAAACCUCCGAGAAUUCACCGCAAUAUUAAAGGUUUUAUGAUUCAAGGAGGGGACCCAACUGGUACUGACAAAGAGGGACUAGUAUAUGGGGGCAAGAAAUUCAACGAUGAGAUAAGAGAAUCUUUGAAGCAGAAUGCAAAGGGAAUAUUGUCAAUGGCUAACAGUGGUCCAAAUACUAAUGGAAGUCCGUUCUAAAUAAGUUAUGCUAAACAGCCACAUUUAAAUGGAUUUGAAGUUCUUGAUCUCAUGGAAAAGGUAUCUUCAUCGUCUUUUUUUUUUAUAUAUAUAAACAAAAUUGGGUUGAAGAGAAAAAUUGAGUUGAAAAGGUACCUCGGACUUGUAAGCUAUGUUUGCAUAUUUAUUUAAUUAAGAAGAAAAAAAAAAGUGGAUUGGUCAGUAUUAAAUGAAAUGGAUUUCAUUCCAUAUGUUUCAUCCUUUUUCAUCUUAUUUUUAACGAUCCAAUUAAGUGGGUCUUAUUGUGAUUUCAUUCUAUUUCAUCAAUUUAAACUAGCUCUGACAACACAGUGAAGGUGUAUUUUUUUUAGAGUCUCAUACUUGUGUAUUUUUGUUGUUACCAAUAUUCACUUAAAUGACUCAUCUAGAAUUCACUUGCAACAUGCACUCGGGUGGCAACCGGGGCAGGAGAUCGACCACUUGCAGAGAUAAGACUCAUAACUCUACAUUCUAAUCCACUUGCUGGUUAGACUAAAGUCUACUGCUUAUGUAAAAUUGAAGUUUCUAUUUUCCAAAACAAUUGAUCUAACUUCUAAAUAGAACAUAAUUCUUACAUGCCAGAUGAAUUGAGAUCUUCUGAUUUAAAGAUUUUUAUUUUGGUAAAAAUAGUCAAAUGUACAUAUAAUAUAUUUGAUGAAAUUUUUUGUGAUGACGA